AUGGAGCAACAACAACAACAACAACAACAACGUGAUGGUAGUGGUGAUGUGUUGAAUAAGACAGAGGUUGUUGGAUUGAUGGAGGGCUAUGCCUCUCCAGCUUCAUUCACAUCUUCAUUUCAGGAUGGCUCAAAUGGUUUUAACCGCGAUAAUGGUCUGAUUGAGGGCGUGCAGUUGGAGAGAUUCCUGCACCUCUACAAAGAGGUCCUAAAGCAUACAGACUACUACACCAACCUCGAUGGUAAUGGUGACGAUGACGACAAGGAGAUGGAGAAGGACAAGAAGAAGGACAAGGCUGAUGACGACGAGGACAAGCCAUCAAACAAAUUCCUAUCCCUCCGAUCGUCCAUACCAAUGUCGCACUCGAAUGCAUUGUUGCACAUGCGACAGAUACUCUGGAAGAACCCAGUGUCUUUCCUGCCCGACCGAAUGCAGGACUCCUCGUCCUCGACCUCCACCACCACAUCGUCUGCAUCCACCGCGCCGUCAUCCACCCAGUCCAAGGAGGACGGCGCCUCGCCUGCCCCACGCAGUGACUCGGACGCCUCGUCGCCAGUCAGCCAGCAGGCACUCGACACGAUCAAGUCAUCCGAGCUGUUCUUCCAGUUUCUGUUUGGUCUGCUCGGCGACAAGAGCGACGUCAUUCGUCAGAGGGGCUUCCAACUGCUUCAGGACUACUUCCACAACGUAAAGCCAGGAUCACUGUAUUCGUUCUCGGCACAGCUCAUCAAGACAUCGGUCGAUCUCCUCAUCAACAUCAUUCAGCAUUCCAACAACAACGACCUCGAGCACUUGGUGGCGUCGUCCGCUCUCGUGUCAUUGGUAAUUGGACGCAAUCAUCCAACCCUCACUCUCAACAUUGUAAAGUUCAUCUUGACAUCCAAAUAUCAAUCAUUUUUGCCAGCCAACCUAAAAAAGUACGACGAGAGUUACUUGCCUUUGGAACGAUUCGACUUCCGUCAGAGUAUCGUGUUUGAAAGCAAGGACAAGGCCGCCGAGGUCACCACUGUCUACUCUAUGGCCACCAAUGGACCUUUUGUAUUUGUUCACUGCAACCUCGGUCUGCUCAAGCUGGCAUUGACCAACAGCCAGCAGUAUACUGUCGUUCAAUGGAAGAAGGACUAUCACACACGUCCAUGCACCGCAGAUGAUGAUGGCGAGGGCUCUUCCUCCUCGUCGACUGCCGCUGCACAUUCAUCUUCAUCAUCGUCAUCAGCGAGCAAGUCGUGGAUCAUCAUAUUCGACGACACUAUAUACUUUAGGAGUCUGGACAUGUCGACGGGUUUUAUCGCCCAGCUGAAUAUCUCCUCAUUCGAGGAGACCUAUGUGAGCGUGGAGCGCGGCGACGUGGCUCUCGGUGCACGUCCCUAUACGCUGUUUGCCGACGCACAGGCCCAGCGCAUUGGCGUGAUAGAGAUGGUGGAGGACCAGUCGUCCGUGUUCCCACAGACAAGACUGCGAUACCUGCGUCUCUCGGACGAGGGCCAUUUCGAGCAAGAUGGCGUCUCGGUACCAAUCAACCUGUACAAUACCACCAACACAUUGCAGCCGAUCAACGCAUCGAUCAUCAGUGAGAAGGAAGAUCCCAAGAUCAUCGCAGCGUUGACCUCCUUCCAAAUCGCCAAGAUCUACUCAUCAGCUCGCGGAGGACUCUUCUUUUUGACCAAGGACAACAACCUAUUCUUUAUUGGCAAGAAUGAUAUACUAACUGCAGAGAGUGAGCCAUUGCUACUGAGCUUCAGUGAUCAGACAAAGAAGGUGUCCAAGGUGAUUAGUAUAGACCCUGUGUUGUUGGUCAUUGACGAUAGUGGACUCUUCCACAAGCUGGCCCCAAUUUCAUCCUCCAACGCAGCCAACUUUAGCGAGUUGGGCUUGGCAAAGACGGAGAGCGACGACAAGAAGACGGACCAGAUCUUUGUUGGCGGUGUGCUCGUCAACAAAGACUUGUACGCACUAAACGACGCUGGCAACGUCAUCAAGUACCCGGGCAUGGCACCCACGACUGGACAUGCCAAAAUCACUGAGGAUCUCAAGAUUAAGUCGAUCGCCGCCACCGAGUCUGGAUUCGACGAUGAUGCCAUCACGCCCAAGGUCUACCUGGUUAAAGAGUCUGGCGAAGCUGUCUCAUUGGACAGCUUGGACAGUCCCGAGCCCCUGUCCGAUAUCACAGGCAACACAUUACACUUGCAAGCGGCCUACUCCUCGGUGUUUGUGGUCACUGACACUGGUAUUUACGCCAAAGGUAACAACUUGUUUGGCCAGCUUGGAACGGGCCACUACAAGAACACCAAGGAAUUCACCAAGAUCACCGCGCCCUUUGACACAUCGGCCGUCACAAAGAUCGAGAUUGGCCUCACCUAUAUUGUGGUGAUGGCUCGCGUCGGCCUCUCCAACCAGCUCUACUACUCGGGUAAUAUCAAGGGUUUGAAGCAGGUCUGCAACUUCACAUUGUACGCAGGCUUUGGCGAGGUGGACACACUGCACGAGCGAGAGGAGAUGAUCAUGGACGUCAGCGGCGGUGAGUACGGCUUCAUCGUGCUGAAGCAAACGAUAAACACCAACGCCAAGACUCUGAGGAAAUCACUGCCCAGUGUCAAAGCGAUCAGCGAUGAGCGUGGAUUCCUCGGAGUAUUCCUACCGGGCAACGCCUACCAGCUCUAUCACAACGGCACCAAGUCGCUCGACCUGGUUACUGCCUCCACCAUCAACCCGACGCCACGCCCCUUCCACCUGUCCAAGAACUCGAGCUUUGAGUUCGACACUGCCACCCAACGCCUCAUUUUCAUCGCCAACCAAGAGCGUCCAAGCGUGCCAUUCAACCCACGCGUACAGCUCGUUAGCCCAAGAGACAAGGUCGACAACUUGGUCUUGGUCAAUGCGUUGCUCGAUGCCCUCGACCAGGAUGGCAAGCCAUCGCACCGCGUGAUCAAGGUACCCUCGCCACAGACUGACUAUAUCAAGUCGAAGCCCAAGAUCACAUUCACGAUCGCCAAGCAACAGAUGAAGGAGGGUAAGAUGAUGCGAGUGUCCACCUCGUUCCUCCGUGUGGAUCGUCCAGUGUUGCUCUGGGGUCUCGUCCUCCCAAGCCUCAAGGAGAACACUGAGGUCAACGUCGUCAUAGAGUCUGGCGAUGGCACCCAGCGCCACAACCAAAAGUUUGUCACAACGGACCCCAAGCUCGACCUGGACCAGGCGUUCGAGCUGCGCACGGGCAUCCAGUACAAGUUCAAUAUCUUCUCAAACAACAUCAAGUUCGUUCUGCCCAGCACAGCCUACACUAUAAUCAACGUUUCCAAUGUCAACUUUGACUUCCGCACACCAGUGGAGUACAGCCAGGUGUCACAGAUGCUCUAUGGUCUGUCUUUCACCGAGCUGUCCAGCGCCUCGAUGACCUUUGUCUCGCCUGCACUGCCCGAGGUCACCCUGACACACGACGCCACUCUCGACCUGUUCGACUCGGUAGAGACUAUGUGGGACCAGUUCGCUGGCAGUAUCUCAAUGAAUCGCUCACUGCAGAAUGGCGCCAAGGACAAGGUGAACGACGUGCUCUCAUACCUUGAGCAGCCACUCACCCGAGCACUCUCUUUGCUGGGCAGGAAUAUCAAGACAUUGUUGGAGGACCCUGUCAACUGCAGCCGAGUGAUUGGCUUCAUUCACAGUACUUUCAGACAUGAGUCGCUGUUCAAGCACGUGGCCUCGGACCACGCCUUCUUCCUCAGCGUAAUGAAGCAGAUGAACAAGUUGUUCUGCCAGAGCUUCACAAUGGUCUACAACACGCCCAACCUCCAGGUGAGCGCAAUCCACAUGUUGUACUUCCUAAUCAAGUAUGGCGGCGCUACCGAGCUCGACGGCGCGCCAUACAUCCUCACCGCACUGCUCCAGUCGAUGUUUGAACUGGACGUCAAGUCGCUGCUGAGCAUCCCCGUUGAGGACGAUGCAUUCUCACGCGAGAACAUCGACCCAGCCUUGGUCUAUUUCUACGACCACGUCCAAACGAUCAUCUAUCGCUGCAAGACCUCCAACAAGAAGCUGGGCAAGCAGAAGGCCCAGGCCAGCGACGACAUCCUGCCGCUGUUCUCUGAGGUGCUCAUGUCAAUCUGCUCCGAUCGCCCACAGCAGCUCAUCACAGACGCGCUGUCUGCCGAGCCCAGCUCCAACAACCAGCUGCUGGACGACUACAAGUCCAAGUCGAUUGAGCUCAUUAAGAAGAUCUGGUCGUCUUCGCUGAUCACCAAGUCUGAGGAGCAGAAUGCCCACCAGCCCAAGGUGUUCAACGUGUCGCGUUUCAACAGCGUCAGCUCGUCGUGGUCGUACGAUGAGAUGGUCGACGCCAUCUCGUUCAAGACGGACCGCGAAAUCUACGUCACGGGUGUCGGUCUCUAUGGUGACAAGGGCACUUACACGGCCAAGGUCGGCUUCACGCCCGGCUUGAACGCGCCAAUGAUGUACCAGACGGCCACCACCUGGACCAACAAGACCAACAAACAUAUCCAGCGCAUUGACUUCACCGAGCCGUUCCAGCUGCGUGCUGGCGACUACGUUUCGAUCUACACCAAGAUCUCUGGCCCUUCAUCGUCCAGUGGCUACAAGGGCAAGGACAGCGUCAAUGCCGAGGGUGUCAACUUCAAGUUCUCGACGACGCAUAUCACCAACGGUACGGACAACGGAACGUCUGUGCAGAGUGGCCAGAUCCCCGUCAUCUACUUCCAGUUUGAGACUAGUCCCAAGACAACGGACAUCAACAACAAUAUGAUCGAGGGCACACGCGAGGUCUCCAAGAUGGUGCUGGACCGCUCGCUCGUCAUCCUUCGCGAGCUGUUCAACUCUUGCCAACACCUUGCGCAGUUUGACAACACACCCCUGCAGCAGUCUAUCAAGAACGACUACUUCCUGCAGUCCCUGCUGCCAUUUAUCGUGGACUCAUACGCCAACACUGGCAAGGCUGAGGAAGCCCCCGCACGUAUGAAGCGUCUUCUCGAGUUCCUCGAGUGCACCACCAAGAUCAACCAUGCAUUCCAGCCACGCCACCCGGCCGCUCUGCCCUACGAGGGCAAGCACACGAUCAAGAUGGAGAGCAGCCACCCCUACGAGGAGUGCGCCAAGCAGACCAACAUUGUCGAGUUCCCCAAGAGCGUCAAGUGGAUGGUGAUCCAGUUCGACCCGCGCUCCAUCACCAGCCAGCAGACCGACAAGCUGCAGAUCUGGCUGAACGGCGAGUACAACAGCACGAUUACCAAGAACGGAUUCUCCAUGAAGAACUACCCCGCCACAGCCUUCAUUGUGCCAGGCAACCGCCUGAUCUUUGACUUCCAGACCGCAUCCAACCCACAGAACAUUGCUAUCGACCGCUUUGGAUACAUGGCCAACAUCACAGGCUACGAAGUGAUCGACAUGGAUGACGACUACCCUCUGAGCAAGCUGGAGCGUCAGGUCUCAUUCUACAUCGCCCAGAUCUCUAGUCGCCAGUUCUUUGAGAACAUCCAGGUGGCCGCACAGCCCGCCGCAAAGAAGGGCAAGAAAGAUGACGACAAGAAAGAGGAGAAGGCCAAGAAGGCCAAGGUCCCCAAGAAGGCCAGGGCGCGUCGCAAUGGAUGGGACGAAGACGAGUCAGACUCGGAAAAAUCAUCGGACGAAGACAAGGUCGUCGACGCCGAAGAGAAGGAGGACGAAGUGGAUGACGAAGAGGACUCAAUCAACAACAUCGACAAGUUUGAGGAGGAGCUCGACAUAUCCAACAUCAAGGUCGACCACGCCGCCCCAUCCGAGAAGUCGGUGCAAGUGCAGCGCUCAGAGAAACUCUUCUCUAUCGUAUGGGGCAAGGUUGCCGAUCAGCUGGAGGCCAACCCCAAGCACAGCUACGGCGUGAGCAACCCUCUUCUGCUCGACUUUAUCAACGAGAAGAGUGGCACAGUUGGCGAUGAGCUCAGCACCUUUUUCAAGACAGUCGGCAUGGAGCUCUUUGGCAAGCCUCAAAACGCGGCCGAUGCCAAGGACGCCAAGAAGGACGACAAGAAGAAGGACAAGAAGGACAAGAAGGCUGAGCACAAGGACAAGGAUGACAAGAAGGACAAGGCCAAGAACAAGGACAAAGAAGACGCCAACAAGGACGAGAACAACAACAACAACAAUGCCGAUGCCAAGGACGCUGAUAAGGCCGAGUCCAAGCAGAAGAAGAUCGAAGAGAAAUUCAAGGACUUCCCCAUCAGCAUUGACGAUCUCCAGUCCAUUGGCGACAAGCUUCGUCUCCGCCGUCUCGCUCUGUUGGUGCGACGCAAGAAGCGCAUGGCCAAGUUCAUCAAAGAGCAAAAGGCCAACAACAAGAACGACAAUGAUGAUUCGGAUGAAGACGAAUACUCCGACUCGUCAGACUCUGAAUCCGACUCUGAGUCCUCCGAGCCAGAGGAGGGCGAGCUCAGCGCCGGUUCCGACUGGGACGACUCUAUGCUCACCGACGACGACGAGAAGAAGACCGACAAUGAGGCAUCCUCAUCCUCAGUUAUCCCAGAGGAUGCGGCCAAGCCAGCAGAGGAGAAGGUCAAGGUCUCAGAGGUCCCAGAAAAGGAGGAGGAUGACGGUGAAGACGAUGGUGAGGACGAUGAGGAUGACGAUGACAAGCCAGAACCAUCAGCUGAUAUUGAUGUUGCUGAGAAGGUUGAGGACGAGGCCAAGAAUGACGACAAGGAUGAAGAGGAUGUUCCCGUUGAUGCCGCACAACUUCCCGCAUCCAACCUCAAGGAGAACAUCUCAACAUACAUCGACUAUGUUGGUUGGUCCAUCAUCACCAAGAAGCUGUUUGUCGAGAUACUCAGACUGAACAAUGCCGAGUCCGACUUUGCCACGGUGAUCAACACUCUGAAGAACCAAAAGAAGUCAUUUGCCGAUUGCAAGGAGAACGACCAGUUCAAGCCCUACCUUGAGCUGUGGCGCAAUAUCCAGCGACGUCUGAACAAGUGGUCGUUGCGCCAGGUGGUCGACUUUGAAGAGUUUGACGGAUUGAUGGGCAUGUUUGGAGACGAACCCUUUGAGACCAGCGAGUCCGACUCCAGAAAGAAGGUGUUGCCCAUUGAGAAGUUUGACUACCUCUUUGACUUCAUCGCCACCCUCGCCCCAGCCUCCCGCGCCGGCUCCAGCGGCAGCUCAUCAUCACAACCAGCUGCAUCAGAUGCUGGUGGCUCCAGUUCCUCCCCCUCCGACAGCGUAGGACGUUCACUCAACUACAGCUUUGAGGACUUUAUGCACUCCUCCAACAUCAACACAAGCACCUACAACCUGUUGCAGUACAAGAGCAACAAGAAGGCAUCUUCCUCGGCAGGCUCGGGCAAGGGUGACGCAGAGAAUGGCGUGGUCAACAGAUCACCGAUCAGCGUAGGACUGCUGUCCCUCUUCCUGGACGAGUUCACCAAGAUCAACUUCCAGGAGAUCAUCGAGACGACCAACGCUAAGAAUCAGUCCAAGAUUGACUCGAUCAAGAUGUGGUCGCGCCUCAUUGAAAUGAUCCAGGUGCCGUCUGCACUUGAGAACGUCGUGUGGAUGAUGGCCACGACCCUGCACUCGAACCAGGCGUCCAAGGACCUGCUGCCAGCCGACUGGCAGGGCAGCGUGGCGCAGAACCUCGCCGUAUCCAGCUGUAUCAACCACCGCUACAGGAAGGAGUUCAUCCAACACUUCCACACGCUCCUCGAGACACUCUCCAAGCGUAUCAAGCACGGCCACUACUCUGACGCCAUCAUCCUCAAUGCCCUGUCCUGUUUCUCCAUCCACCUGCUGCCCGAGGACAUCGCCUUUGUCCAGACCAGUGAGAUCUUCCCACUUAUCUCCAAGAUUCUGUCUGAGCUGCAUAGCAAUGAUAACAAGUCGAUCCCAUCCACGCCAAAGUCCAAGGGCAAGGAGCGUCUGUCGCCACAGGAGCUCGAGUUGAUUGAGCAUUCGUCCACAUCCCUGUCCAUUGCCUCAUCGCCCAACGUCUUUGACAACACCAGCGACAUUGUCGUUCCCGUCCAGAACUCAUCGUUUGUCAACAUUGCCAACAAGUGCAAGGUCGUGCUGUCCAAGUCGCCCGAGAUGAUGGCGUCGCUGUUUGAUGACUCUACGCUCAGUUUCUGGGAGGCCUCCCAAAAGGGUACGAUCACCGUCACGAUUGAGAAGGUGACGCCCGUCCAGGAGAUCUGUCUCUACAUUGACAACACAGACGCUGAGUACCUGAUCUUCACUGUUAAGAUCAGAGCCGGCCUCAACAGCAGCCACAGCGACAUCACCAAGGUCCACGAGAUUGGCCACAACUUUGUUGGCUGGAAGGUGAUCCCAUUGGAGGGCGCACUCGUCAGCAACAUUUUGAUCUCCUUCACAGGUUUCGAAUCGAUCCGUGUCCGCCAGCUCAAGAUCAUGGUCCCAGACAAGCAGGAGUUACUGCCAGUGGCACCAUCUGCCAAAUUCGACGCCACCCUGGCCCUGCUCAAGUUGCUCACCUUCCAGAUCUUUGGCAUCAACGCCAACGUCAACAACAACAUCUCCAAGGAUCUCAAGAACCAGGUCGUAGGCCUUCUGUCAUCCACCGGUGUCUCAAAGAUCCAGAAGCAGAUCUUCUCGCUCAUCUCUUCAGAGGUGCAAAAGGAGAUCCAGCAUCUCGAGGGCAUCGGCUGGCAGACCAUCAAGGAGAUGCCAAAGAAGGACUCGUACCUCUAUGAGCUGCUCACUACCCUCUCCACUCUGCUCGAGUCAGAGGAGGGCAAGUCAUUCAUCCCUUCCAAGUCGUCCAUCUUUGCCCUGCUGCCACUGAUCCACAAGGGUGCCGACCGCAUCCAACACCUGUGCAUCAACAUCUGCAAGAGGAUGCUAGUCAACCUCAAGCCCGCACUGUUUGCCGAGUUUAUCCAAGACCUACCCACUGCUUCACAGGCAAUCUCUUCAUUCGCUCAGUAUCUGUUGUUGGUGAUCGCCAAGCCAAUCAACGUCCAGGUCAAGGGCGCAUCCAACACACUCAAGCAAGUGUACACCAUCGACACGAUGAUCCCAUCAAUGGUCGAGGGUGACUUCCCAUUGGAGAAUGGCAAGGAGUUGUUGGUGCUGGUCAAGGAGCUCAUCUCAAAGUCCGAGUCGUGGCGCCAAGUGAUGGAGACUGAGAUUGUCAACUGUAUCCUGUCCAUGAGGAAUGCCGCAACAAUGCCAGUCAACACCUACUUGGUCACACCAACAUUCUGGGCUGCACUGUCUGGCCUGCUCAUCGCCUUUGACAACCAAAAGAUCGUGACCUCGAUCAACUCUUCCAACAUCAACUCUGAGAGCAAGAUCAAGACUUGCCAGAACCAUGACGACGGUGUCACUGAGGCACAGUCCACAUGCAGCAUCUGUCAGAUGAACCUUUGCCAAGAGUGUGACCGUGUCAUUCACAUGCCCAAGUCCAAGCGCGACCAUCAACGCUCACCACUGCUCAACGAUGUCAUCACCAUUGAGAUUCAUGAGUCGUGUGUUCGUCUCAAGCUCUCCACCACCUUGUUUGUCCUGGACAAUGAGAAGCAAAAGGCCAUUAUCCAGACUAUCAACCUGUCCAGCUCCGAGACAUGUCGUUUCUGUCACAGCAAGCUGGACCUUGAGAACCUCAUCCCCAAGCACGGUAUCUCCAAUGUGUGUUCAAACGCUGACUGCAGGGAGAAGGCCCCAAGGAACUGUACCAAGGUACACCCAUGUGGACACUACUGUUAUGGUGUGCGCGAUGAGGAGGAGUGCCUGCCCUGUCUUCACGGUUGCAAGAGACCAGAGAAUGCAGCGCCCCUCACAAGAAACUUCAAGGUCACACAAGACGCCGACGACUUUUGUCUGGUGUGCUGGACUGAGUGUCUGUCAGAGGCCCCAUCCAUCCAACUGGACUGUGGACAUGUGUUCCAUCACACAUGUAUCAAGCACUUGCUCGAGGCCAGAUGGGUUGGAGCAAGAAUCACACUCAGAUUCUCCAAGUGCCCAAUCUGUAAGGUGUCAAUCCAGCAUCCAACACUCAAGGCUCUGACCUCAGUCAUUGAGCACAUUGGCAGUGAGAUCAUCCGCAAGGGCAAACUCAGGAUCGACUUCCUUGGCAUCCAGAAGGACCCAAUGCUGCUCCCAGGUGGUUCGUAUGAGAACAACAUGGAGGGAUACAUCAUGGAACAGUUUGCAUACUACCUGUGCUUCAAAUGCAAGCAACCAUACUUUGGAGGCUCGAACCAAUGUGCUGCCAACAUGGCAUCGCCAGAGAAGUUCAACCCAGAGGAGCUCAUUUGUGGAGGCUGUUCCUCCGACGAUGUACUGCCAAUCUGUCCCAAGCACGGCAAGGACUAUUUGGAGUUCAAGUGUAGAUAUUGCUGCUCUGUUGCCAUUUGGUACUGUUUCGGAACACAUCACUUCUGCGAGACCUGUCACAACAAGCACACUGAGCUCACUAGUCGAUCCAGCCACCCUCCAUGUCCUGUGGGUCCAGGAGGUAUCGAGUUGCCAGGUGACGAGUGUCCACUCCACAUUGAACAUGCCAAGACUGGUACCGAGUUUGCACUUGGAUGUGGCAUCUGUAGAAAUGUCAGAGAGUUCUAA
Acytostelium subglobosum LB1 is the source of this 10557-nucleotide messenger RNA. RefSeq lists its product as hypothetical. The record is from RefSeq and is a predicted model, not a curated record. Gene Ontology annotation, cellular component: nucleus. Gene Ontology annotation, molecular function: zinc ion binding. The transcript is spliced from 3 exons. Lineage: Eukaryota; Evosea; Eumycetozoa; Acytosteliales; Acytosteliaceae. Bases 1 to 10557 code for a protein of 3518 amino acids.